AUGGGCUCUCAAUUUCAGAAGGCUAAAACUGACUUUCAAGAUGCCCGUCUUAUUGCUCAGCGCUUCCCUUGUGAUAUAGCACUCCAAAAUGCUGUUAAGACAACUGCUGAAAUAUAUGGCAGGAAAGAACAGAUGUAUCACAGUUUUUUGAUGCAGAGAAGUAAGAUAGAUUGGCUUAGGAAGGGAGACUCAAAUACAACCUAUUUCCAUGCUUACUUGAAGAAACGAAGAGCUGAAAACAGAAUAGCCUCGUUUAUUAAUGAGCAAGGUAGUUUGGUGGAUAAUUUUUCUGAGGUGGUUUCUCAUUUUUUGAACCACUUCAGGAGUAUUAUGGGAAGACCUAGUUCAGCUAAGCAGAUGAUAAAUACUCAAUGUGUAGCGCUGGGUCCUAAACUGAAUGUUGACCAACAACUCUCUUUGUUAAAGCCAUUUUCUCAUCAGGAAAUUCGAACAGCUUUAUUCAGCAUUCCUUGCAUUAAAUCCCCAGGUCCGGAUGGCUUUGGAUCAGGAUUUUUCAAAGUUAUGUGGCAGGAGGUUGGGAAUGAAGUUUGUCAAGCUAUUAAUCAGUUUUUUGAUACAGGGAAAAUCCCUGAGGAGUUCCUUGAGACCACGUUAUCUCUGGUCCCCAAAUGUGAGAAUCCUUCAAUAGCUAGUGACUAUAGACCGAUUGCUUGCUGCUCUACCAUUUAUAAGUGUAUUUCCAAGCUAAUUUGCUCUCGAUUAGCUAAGGUUCUACCUGUUUUGGUUCAAGCUAAUCAGGGUGCUUUUGUAAAAGGCAGAUCAAUAGCUCACAACAUAAUGAUUUUUCAAGACCUUAUCAAGAAUUAUGGGAGAUCAACUGCCUCCCCAAGGUGUGCUAUUAAAAUAGAUAUAAGCAAAGCUUAUGACACUGUUGACUGGUGGUUUGUUGGUGACCUUUUAUCUGAGUUGUGCUUCCCUGAGAAAUUUAUUAAAUGGAUUAUGACUUGCCUGACUAAUACCUCCUACUUAUUGCUCAUGAAUGGAAGGGAAGCUCUUGAGGAGUUCAGUUCUGUUUCUAGGCUGGAAAUCAAUACUAGCAAGUCUCAUGUUUAUUUUGGAGGGGUUCCAAUUGAACAAAGGCAGAGGAUGGUUACUGAGUUACAACUGACCGAAGGCUCUUUUCCCCUUAAAUAUCUUGGGGUGCCAAUGAGACCCACAAAAUGGAAGCAUGAAGAUUGUGACAUUGUAAUUCAAAAGUUUAGAGUGCGAAUUCAUAGCUGGGCUAGUAGGCACCUAUCUUUUGCAGGUAGAAUUCAGCUUAUUCACUCAGUUUUAAUUGGUCUUAGGAAUUAUUGGAUGGGGAUUUUUACUCUUCCGCAGAGCAUUAUUAAGGAGAUUGAAAAAUUAUGUCGUAGUUUUCUUUGGGGAGUUAAUGGGAACAGAAAUAAAAUUCACUUAGCUUCUUGGAAUAAAGUUUGUCUCCCUAAAGUCUAUGGUGGUCUGGGAUUUAGGAAUGGCCUAGCUUGGAACAAAGAAAUUUUAGAUAAGUACAUAUGGGCUAUCACUGAGAAGCCGGACUUGCUGUGGGUUAAAUGGAUUAAUGCAGUUUAUUUAAAAGGGGAAGCUUUCUGGUCAUAUCAGGUUCCUCAAGACACAAGUUGGUACUGGAGAAAGCUUUGUAAGCUCAGGGAAGUCUACACCUAUAGAGAGAUUACAGCAGCUGGUCAUGCAGGGAAAUUUCAAUCGUCUCAGCUGUACAACAGCUCUCUGCGCCAGCAGCAAGUAGGUUAUCACAAAGCUGUCUGGUGCAGGCUGUCAUUGCCUAAGCAUCGAUUUGUGCUGUGGCAAACAUUCAAUGCUUAUCUCCUAACUUAUGAUAAUUUGGUCCGGUUCAAAGUGAGGAUUGAUUCUCAGAUGUGUCCAGUAUGUGGAGUGGUGAAUGAGUCCCAUGGUCACUUGUUUUUUGAUUGCUAUCUGUCAAGGCAAGUUGUCAAAUUAAUCUUUAGUUGGCUGGGGUUUCAAGCUUGGCCAAUAGACUUUUCUAGCUGGCUGGUUUGGCUAGCUAACAGGCAGCCUGGAGUGAUAGCAGACAUCUGUUUUUCUGUGCUAGCAGCUGUGGUGUAUGGAGUUUGGAGGAACAGAAAUCAGUGUGUUUUUGACAAUUGUUCUAGGACAGAAACCAGCAUAACUUCUGAUAUAAUAGACUGCAUGAAGUUUAGGUUUUUCAUUGUAAAAAAUAGGAAACUUUCUGACCUUGAGCAUAGGUUCUUAGAUAGAUUACUCAUAUUAAUGAAGUUUACUUCUUCUUCUUCUUGA
Messenger RNA from Humulus lupulus (European hop), 2277 nucleotides. RefSeq lists its product as uncharacterized. NCBI's taxonomy places the organism in Eukaryota, Viridiplantae, Streptophyta, Magnoliopsida, Rosales, Cannabaceae. The transcript has 3 exons. Bases 1 to 2277 code for a protein of 758 amino acids. The record is from RefSeq and is a predicted model, not a curated record.